GACGACAUCAAAAAGGAGACAAGGACGUACGGGCUCAUGGGAGAACAUGUGAUUCUCCGUAGAGUAGAUGUGAUCAAUGGGCGUAGAAGGAAUGGCUACCAUACUGACAAGAAAAAGGGAGAAUGUGGUACUGGUGAGGGAGAAAUGUGGGAAACUGGAGUUGACAUAUGCUUAUAAAAUCAAAGACGAGACCACCGAAAGAGACAGACGAGACAUCCGAGAGGACCAACGGAUGGAUAAUUGACGUCAGAUGAUUCAGGGGCGGAGACGAUAUCUCGAACAAUAUUUAAAGCCUAGGAACUAUGAGGGGAAUAGCAACUCACACAACAUGUCGAACGAACACACUGUCACUGCAUGCCUGGUAUCAUUUGCGCAGCAAAACGGCUUUGUAGACGUGCAACUAAAUGAAGGGCAACUCACACAACAGAAUCUAUUCUCGGCUGGAAGAAAAUUUUUCAGACCAGAAGCGCAACUAAAAGGAGCCAGAAUAGCUUAUUCGAAUGGUGGCGAGAGCGAAGGGGAGCCGUUUGACAUGAUAGUAUUAUACGACCAAGGGCUCCAUGGAAAAGGGGCAUGCCCUUACCUUGCGUUCAAGUCAAUCAACAGGAGCGCAAUCAUCAAUGUUAGCAGAGGGGACUAUAUGGAAGUCAUGAGAGCCGUCGAAUUUAUCAUAGCCAAGGUCCCACCUGAAGUCGGGGAAGGAGAAGGAUCUGCGGCCAAGGACAAAGAAGAGAUGGCGGCUGCCUAGAGCGCCGAUCAAAAGGUAGCGACUGCUAAUGUCGAGGGCAGCAAUGACAUUACCUUCUUGAGCGCGUUGAAGGUCUCCGGAAGAGUGUUGAGUAAUGGUGAUUAAGAUUGAAAUAGAUGGUAUUGGAUGUAGAGAAAGAUCGGUUAAAUACUCUGCAUAAUAUAUGCAGGACAAAGCUGAAGGGGACGAUGGCA
Molecule: messenger RNA, 942 nt
Organism: Suillus plorans
Lineage: Eukaryota; Fungi; Basidiomycota; Agaricomycetes; Boletales; Suillaceae
Exons: 2
Coding region: 251-748 (165 amino acids)
Source: RefSeq, a predicted model, not a curated record